This is a messenger RNA of Parastagonospora nodorum SN15, 1068 nucleotides long. RefSeq lists its product as hypothetical. The transcript is spliced from 2 exons. Gene Ontology annotation, cellular component: endoplasmic reticulum. Bases 1 to 1068 code for a protein of 355 amino acids. The record is from RefSeq and is a predicted model, not a curated record. Lineage: Eukaryota; Fungi; Ascomycota; Dothideomycetes; Pleosporales; Phaeosphaeriaceae.
AUGAAGCUGUCCUGGGGCCUUUUCUUCUCAUCGCUGUACUGCACAGCUUCUGCAGCAAGCCCCGCCGUCAGCCCGGAGACCGCGCGCCUGAUCAUCGCCCAGAGGCUGGGCCUAUCGCGAUUCCACUCGAUCGAACACGCAGACGCCGAGGCCAUUCGACACAUCAACGCGUACGGGGGGCGGCAGCAGAAGCUGUUUGGAGGAGACGAUGCAGACCAAUCAAAGGCGCAUCUGCUGAUGUGGAUAGAGGAUGAAUUGCUGGAGGAUGCUUCAGGCAUGGAGAUGGAGCACUUGUUCCCAGCCAUGCUCCCAGCAUCACACAAGGACAAGCAUCUUCAGACCAUCAAUGAAUAUUUGAAGGUCUUCCGCGUCGACAAGAGCGACAACUACACUCCCUCCGAGCUGGCGCAUUUCCGCAGGGGAAUGCUCGAGAACUUGUCGAAGCCUGGAAUGGUAGUGACCGUUGUCACCCUGCCCGCUUCUUCAAAGCAGACUAAGCGCACCGCCAACCCCUGGGGAACAUACGCGGUCCCCUUGGCCAACGGAGCACGUCGCGAGAACCCCGAGGCCUUCAUGUCUCUUGGUUCCGAGCCGUCUUCCUCGCCAGUACCUCCCGUCUCCGACCUGGAAGACUUCCCCGUCAUCGCCAGCCAAGCCAGCAACUACACCGGGCCCGUUCGCGGCAUACUCCCCAGCUGCUUCAACAGCAAGUCUGCCUGCGAGAAGCGAACGCACGGUUGCAGCGGCCAUGGAGAGUGCAAGCUUCUGCACAAGGGCAAGGGAUCUGGAAAGGACAGGCAGACUCUUGACUGCUAUGGCUGCGCCUGCGUCGAGACUGUUGAGCACGAAGGCGAGGACAAGGGCAUGGAGUCGAAGCGGAAGGUCACCUACUGGGGCGGCCCAGCUUGCCAGAAGAAGGACAUUUCGGUCCAGUUCUGGUUGUUCGUUCUUGUUGGCGUGACACUCGCUUUCCUGGUCUCGUCUGCCAUCGGUAUGCUCUACUCCAUGGGCAGCGAGGAGCUCCCAAGCGUUAUUGGUGCUGGUGUCAGCGGGCCAGUGAGGAAGUAA